AUGUUAGUGUUAUUAUUAGCUAGAAAAUAUAACAAAAUGUAUAGUGAAGUGUGCAUACAAAGGACACUGAUCGCGUUCUUCCUACUAGCCGUGACGAAUGCGCCGUCGGCGACGCAAAACACAGUUAUUUCAGGGGUGGUAACAUCGCCAGUAGCCGCGACGGUGACGCGGGUGCCCGCCAUCGUCGGUGGCGAGGCAGACAUGCCCUGUGACAUCAGACCACCAAUGCACAACGACAGUCUACUUCUCGUAGUCUGGUACCGAGAUGAUAAUCCUGUGUACAGUUACGACACUCGAGUGCCAGGACCAUCAGCGCAUUGGGUGGACGAGGCCUAUAUUGGUCGAGCCCACUGGCACAGCGCGCCCAGUGCUGGUCUCAAGAUGCUGGAGAUCAAAGGAAGAGAUCGCGCCAUCUACAGAUGUCGUGUGGACUUCCACGUGUCUCCCACCAGGAACUAUAAGAUCGCACUUGAUGUUAUCGAACUUCCAAGUAAACCUGUCAUCUUCGACGAGUACGGGAAAGAAAUAUCAGGAACUGCGGGUCCCUACCACGAAGGAGGAGAAUUCAAGCUGAUAUGCUCCGUUAAAGGAGGUUACCCGACGCCUCGGAUUCAGUGGCUUCAUGAUGAUACAGUGUUAGCUACGUUGAGUGCUGGAGACUAUUCGCCUCCUACAAGGUCUUUGACCUUGGUCAUCAGAAAUGCAACGAGGGCGCAUUUAGCAGCCCUGUAUACUUGCACUGCUGAUAAUACGUUAUUAGCUGCGCCACAGAAGACUACUGUGAAGAUUGAUUUGUUUUUAAAACCACUAGGAGUAGAAAUAAUUUCGAGGGAGCAGCCUCUGUCUGUCGGUAGGAAGUCAGAGCUGUGGUGUAAGACGAUGGGGGCGAGACCUCCAGCCACCAUCACAUGGUGGCUUGGUGGCAAAAAACUUGAAGCCAUCACUAAAGAUUCGGGUGUUGCGGAAGCGAACGAGACCGAAUCGUUACUACAAUGGAUGCCAUCAAAAGACCAUAAUGGUCAAGUUCUUACGUGCAGAGCGGAACAUCCAAACUUCAACCAUUCUAGCAUUGAAAGCAAACUGCAGUUGAAUGUGUAUUAUAUGCCAGAAGCAAAGAUUCACCUUGGGGCUAAGAUGAACCCGAAUGACAUUGAGGAGGGUGAUGACGUGUACUUCGGCUGUAAGGUGGAUGCCAAUCCGCCUGCCUACAAAGUUGUUUGGGAACAUAAUGGUGUUCUACUGCAACACAAUCCUGCGAACGGUGUUAUACUGACGGGAAACACCAACCUGGCACUACGGAACGUGUCCAGACUUCAAGCAGGGCGCUAUACGUGUACCGCUUCCAACGUCGAAGGGGACGGCAAGUCGCCAUAUUUGCAUAUGCAAGUUGUUUAUAGACCAUUAUGCCAAAGAAAAGAGAUGAAGAUAAUAGGAGCAGCUUUACAAGAACCUACAACAGUCACGUGUGAAGUCGAUGCCUUUCCACCACCAGAUACCUUCGAGUGGACCCUCAACAACUCGGCGGGUUCCAUCAAAGUUGAUCCUGAUCGGUUCACAGUAGAAGGAAAGGAGGGCAAGUCUCUACUGACGUAUACACCGGUGUCCGAUGUCGACUACGGGACGUUAUCGUGUCGAGCAACGAACUUGGCUGGACAGCAAGUGACGCCGUGUGUUUACACACUGCUGCCGGCGACGAGGCCGGAUCCGCCCACCAAUUGUACUGUGUACAACCUGACUGAUGAUUCGCUGGAUCUUAUGUGUUUACCAGGUUACGAAGGUGGUCUCCAAUGCGUCUACGUGGUCGAAGUAUGGGCUGCGGAAGGUUUAGUAGUCAACGCGAGCAAUGGCGGUGCAUUAUGGAAUCUAAGAAGACUUGGAGCUAACAGGCAGCUGAGGUUGAUUGUGUACGCAGCUAAUGCACGAGGACGAUCAGAACAUGUUGCCUUUCCUGUUGAAACUGCAGUCAGAUUGGCUCCGAGGACUGAACCACAAGAAGCAUGGGAAGUGAAUUGGGCAGUCGGCGUGUUUCUCGGUGCUGCGUUGACCAUCGCUUUUGUUCUAUGCCUUGCUCUCAUCGCAACAAAAGUACGACAGAGAUCACGGGAUUAUGAAGUAACUCUUCCAUCAAUAAAGAACCAGAAAGUGAUCGUGCAGAAGAGGAAUUCUCUUCAAAAUGCUGAUGACAAGAACCCUGAUCUUAUUCCGUUAAGCAAAGGUGUUACAGAGGCUACACCCGAUCCUCCCUUGUACUCUGCAAUUGCUCAACCAAAAAAUUCAAACAGCGCGCACAGCUUGCAACGUACACAGACGCCGGUGACGCCAAUCUCAUCACACGCACACUAUACUGAUAUGCAGAAUGAUUCCGGUCGAGGUAUGAUCAACGGUGCAAUGAGGUCACAUCGAGAAAUUGUCACCACAAGGACACCGUUGUUAGCGGCGCAUCAAGAAAGCUGUGUAUAA
Messenger RNA from Spodoptera littoralis (African cotton leafworm), 2460 nucleotides. Lineage: Eukaryota; Metazoa; Arthropoda; Insecta; Lepidoptera; Noctuidae. The record is from the annotation of a GenBank genome assembly.